Molecule: messenger RNA, 1256 nt
Organism: Vigna radiata var. radiata (mung bean)
Lineage: Eukaryota; Viridiplantae; Streptophyta; Magnoliopsida; Fabales; Fabaceae
Product: ankyrin repeat and SAM domain-containing protein 6
Exons: 6
Coding region: 311-928 (205 amino acids)
Molecular function (GO): protein binding
Source: RefSeq, a predicted model, not a curated record
UUUCUAAAGGCAUCCACGCCAAACGCGACCUUAUUGGUUACCACUCACUCACCCUUUUCUUCUAUCUGCGACCCCAUUGAGACUUGAUAGACUCUCACAGCUCCCAAAUUCCAAAGCCAAUUUUUCUCUUUUUGUUUUGUUUUCUUUUUGAGGGGUGAAAUUUCCAAUCUCCAAGAAGCAGUGUUCUUAUUCUCUUUCUAUCAAAUUCACAGGGGUUUGAUUCUCUGGAACCGUUUCACAAUUUGGGUUCGUGCACCUUCAGCAAGUGUUUGUGUUUAGGUUUAGGUUUCAUUUGGAACAAACGCAAAGGAUGUAUGCUGAUCGGGUGGAGACUGGAACUCGGAGGUCAGUGAAAGAACGUCUUGAUGGGAAUUUCCUCACCGAUUCUACUCGCCAACAUAAAGUCACCGGAAAGAGGCAGAGGCAAGAUGACAAGUGGAAACAUGAUCUCUAUGACGAUGAUGAACCCCAGCUCUAUAAUCGCAAGGUCACUGCUCAAGAUCUUCGUUUGAAGCUUCAAAAGAAAGGCCUGCAUCCUGGAGGUCAAACUGGAAAGAGUUCUGUUCCUGUUGAGAGGGAUCUCCGUGAAAGGCUAUCAGGGACAAUGACUCCACAACCUAAAAACUAUGACCCACCAAAGCCCAAAGUGACUGCUAAACCAAGCAGUAAAAGUAUAGAUGUUGAGACCCCUUCAGUACAUGUCAAAAGAUCAGCUAACCCAACUCCUAAAAAGGUGUCCCGAAAGGCUGACUCUUCACUGGAUGAAUUUUUGCUGUCACUGGGUCUCGAAAAGUAUCUCAUAAGUUUUCAGGCUGAGGAAGUUGAUAUGACUGCACUCAAUCAUAUGACGGAUGAGGAUCUGAAGGCCAUGGGUAUUCCAAUGGGACCGAGAAAGAAGAUACUUUUAGCCUUGGAGGCAAAAGGCUGACAUCUUGCUCUUGUAUUUGUAUACCCUUGUUAUAACUUACUGCACAUUAGAAGGCUUAUAAUUAUGUUUAUACUUUGAACCUGGUCAAGCUUGCUUGUAAUUUUUUAGAAAUCCUUUUGGUGCUUCUAUUACCAUUUCAAGUUAUUGACAUUGAAAAGUAGGAAAUCAUGAAAAUUAAUUGAUAAGAGUUUUUCUGUUUAGCUGGAGGGACGUGGUUUGAUGGGUGAUGGUGGUGGUGGAUGCUUUGUAAAAUGAAGUUUGCCUGUUUUCCUUUUUUUACUUUGAAACCAAACAUCCUUUUCCUUUUUAAUGUAUUCCCUUUAUGAUU